AUGAUAACGACUCCUCCGUUCCGACAGGAAAGAUGGCGCUUGGGUUCGGACACCGAGCGGGGCACAUGGUUGGCACAGUGCCGGCAGGCCCAGGCAGCGGAGAAAGCUGUGGCCCAGGCCGAGGCUCUCCGGGAGCGCGUGGCCAAGCGAGCGCAGCUGCAGGAGAAGGAGCCUUUCUGGAUGUUUGAGCUUCCAGAGGUUCGCCAGGUUCUCGAGAACGGCUCGAUUCUUCCGCCGAACUUCUCACCGGCUGAGACUACCUAUGUACGGCUUCUGCAGCUUCCCUCCGACGGGGAUGUGGCGAGGGCUGCCGAGGAACAGGGGCUUGAGAAGGAGACGAUGGAAGCCAUGCAGGAUGCCCUGGAGUCGCUGAAGGGCGAAAGCUUCGAAGCGAAGAUGACCAAGAUCCUCAUUUCCGAGAAAAUUGCUUUGGCGCUGGUGGCACUACCGCCUGUCGUUCCGACCGCCUGCAAGGUUCCGCACGUUGUCUUUGGAAUGCAUCCGCGAGCCCCCGAAUGGUCCGUGGAGCAAAUGCUGGAGAAGGUUGCAGCAGAGAAGAACCAGAAGGACAAGACGGUGACGUGCAUAGAAAUGCCGACGCCGCGGCCGAUGAAAGGCUUCAUUCGGCUUCACACGGGCCAGAGCAUCCAGAGCUGA
This is a messenger RNA of Symbiodinium sp. CCMP2592, 657 nucleotides long. The record is from the annotation of a GenBank genome assembly. Lineage: Eukaryota; Dinophyceae; Suessiales; Symbiodiniaceae.